AAAAUAAACAACUUUGAAAACCAAAACUAAUUACUUUAAUUUCAAACAUUUAGAAAAUUAUAAGUAUGUUGUCUCCAUCUACUGAGCUCGAUAUGAACAAGGCAUCAAAAUCUAACGAAAAGAAUAAAAGAAAGCGCUACUUACUUGAUGAUUAAAUAAUUGUCCUUCAAUUUUAAACCUGCAGGCCUUCAUUUUGCUAUAAGAAUACAACCUGAUUGAUAUGUCAAACAUAAAAAAAAUGGAGACUACCGUUGGCCGUCACCGGAGAGUAAUUAUGUUUCCGUUACCAUAUCAAGGCCACGUAAACCCGAUGUUUCAGCUUGCUAAUCUUCUCUACUCUAAAGGCUUCAGUAUCACCAUCUUUCACACCAACUUCAACAAGCCCAAAACCUCCAACUACCCUCACUUCACUUUCAGAUUCAUCCUCGACAACGAUCCACACGAUGAACGCUACGCCAAUUUACCGCUGCAAGGCAUGGGGGCGUUUUCUCGAAUUUUCUUAUUCAAUAAAUGCGGGGCGGAUCAAUUACGCCACCAACUGGAACUGGAACUGUCGGCGAAAGAUGAACCACCUGUGUCGUGUUUAAUCACUGAUGCCUCUUGGCACUUCACGCAAUCAGUCGCUGAUAGCCUUAACCUCCCUCGGCUCGUUUUGAGGACAAGUAGCCUGUUCUGUUUUCUUAUUUAUGCUUCAAUACCCCUUCUUGAUGAUCUGGGUUACUUCAAUCUUUCCGACAACACCGCUACACCUCUUCUUGAUGGUCUUGGUUAUAACAAUGUUCCUGACGACGAACGUCUGGAAGAACAAGUGGCGGAGUUUCCUGUGUUGAAAGUGAAAGACGUCAUAAAGAUCGGGUUCAAGAAAGACAACGACGGCAUGGGAGACAUAAUCAGUAACAUGGUGAAACAGACGAAAGCAUCUUCCGGAGUCAUCUGGAACUCCUUCAAGGAACUGGAACAGCUUCAGCUCGAAACCAUUCGUCGGGACAUUCCCGCACCAUGUUUUCUGAUACCAUUCGCGAAGCAUUUUACAACUGCAUCCAGCAGCUUACUAGACCAAGAUCGAUCCUUUUUCCCUUGGUUAGACCAACAACCACGUAAUUCCGUAGUUUAUAUUAGUUUUGGUAGUGUUGCUCAAGUGGAGGAGAAACAUUUUAUGGAAAUGGUUCAUGGGUUGGUGGAUAGUAAGCAGUCGUUUUUAUGGGUGGUUCGACCUGGGUUCGUUAGCGGUUCAACAUGGCUUGAGCCAGUGCCUGAUGGGUUCCCAGGUGAGAGGGGGCGGAUUGUGAAAUGGGCUCCUCAGCAAGAAGUGCUAGGACAUGAAGCAAUCGGUGCGUUUUGGACACAUAGUGGAUGGAACUCGACGGUUGAAAGUGUUUGUGAAGGUGUUCCUAUGAUUUGUUCGCCUUUUUGGGGAGAUCAACCGUUGGAUGCGAGAUACGUGAGCGAUGCCUGGAAGGUUGGGGUGUAUUUGGAGAACGGGUGGAAAAGAGAAGAGAUAACAAAUGCGAUAAGAAGAGUGAUGGCGGAUGAAGAAAUGAGAGAAAGGUCAAGAGCUUUGAAACAAAAAUUGGAUGCUUCGAUGAUCGAAGGUGGCUCUUCGUAUGAAUCAGUGGAGUCUCUAGUUGAUUAUAUAUCUUCAUUCUAACUUCUAGCAAUUUUGUAAAUAACGUGCAAAUAAGAAGGCGAAUUAGGGGACGGGAGACUAAUUUUGUGAAUUGGUUUCUAUAUCAGGAGACAAAAUUAGAAUCUCUUGCUCUAAUCAUACUAUUCUUUAGGAUAUUUUGUCAGUGGGUGAAAAAAGGUUCAUUAAAACAA
This is a messenger RNA of Helianthus annuus (common sunflower), 1818 nucleotides long. Its product is annotated as UDP-glycosyltransferase 76G1-like. The coding region runs from base 221 to 1648 and encodes 475 amino acids. The transcript is spliced from 2 exons. NCBI's taxonomy places the organism in Eukaryota, Viridiplantae, Streptophyta, Magnoliopsida, Asterales, Asteraceae. The record is from RefSeq and is a predicted model, not a curated record. Gene Ontology annotation, molecular function: UDP-glycosyltransferase activity.